UCUGAUCGCCAUUCCUUAUACUCACAACACUACAAACAUCCUUUGACUCUCUUCUCUCUCUCUCUCUCUCUCUCUCUGUGUCUGUUCGUGUUUGUUUCGCUUUCAUUCUCUGGAAAUUUCCGUGUUCACAAACUGCUUCUGCAUGAAACAGAUUCCUCUGUUCCGUAUUAAUUCCAAUGGACUAUAUUCGGAGCAACAGCUUCAAGCGUCUCUUCUCCUUCAAACGACGCAGUUUCAGUGAACAAGUUUUGAUCCCUGAAAGCACACAAACACCUGAAAGAGAAAAACCCGCUUGGAAAUGCUUCUCUUUUCAGCAACUAUUUGAUGCCACCAAUGGCUUCUGCUCUGUGAAUCGUGUUGGGAAAGGAGGGUUUGCAGAGGUUUAUAAGGGAACGUUAGAAGAUGGAGAGGUAAUCGCAGUGAAGAGGCUCACAAAAAUCUGUAAUGAUGAGAGGAAAGAGAGAGAGUUUUUGACAGAGAUUGGAACAAUUGGUCAUGUUCGUCAUUCAAACGUUUUACCUCUUCUGGGUUGCUGUAUUGAUAAUGGGCUUUACCUCGUCUUUGAGUUUUCCACUAGAGGCUCUGUUUCUUCUCUUCUUCAUGAUGAGAAUGAGCCUGUCGUGGAAUGGAAAACAAGACAUAAGAUUGCUCUUGGGACUGCACGUGGCCUUCAUUAUUUGCACAAGGGUUGCCAGAGAAGGAUAAUUCAUAGGGAUAUAAAGGCCUCCAAUGUUCUUCUGACUUCAGAUUUUGAACCACAGAUAUCUGAUUUUGGACUGGCCAAAUGGCUUCCUUCUCAGUGGACUCAUCAUUCCAUUGCCCCAAUUGAAGGAACAUUUGGGCACUUGGCUCCUGAGUACUACAUGCAUGGAAUUGUGGAUGAGAAAACUGAUGUGUUUGCAUUUGGGGUGUUUCUGCUAGAACUCAUCUCUGGGAAGAUACCUGUGGAUGGAUCAAACCAGAGUUUACACAACUGGGCUAGGCCAAUAUUGAAGAGAGGGGAGCUAGAAAAGGUGGUGGAUCCAAGGCUUGAAGGAGCUUAUGAUGUUUCAGAGCUAACAAGGCUUGCUUUUGCAGCCUCUCUGUGUAUCCGACCAUCUUCUACUUGGAGACCUACCAUGACUCAGGUAUUAGAGGUAAUGGAGGAGGAAGAAAUAGAUGAAGAUAAAUGGAAAAUGCCAGAAGAAGAUGAAGAAGAUGGCGCAUGGGGUCUUGAGGAUUUGGAAUGUGAUUAUGAUAGUUCAUGCUCAGUUAUAUCUCUUCCUGACUCAAUUACAAGUAAUUAAUCAGAGGAUAAUUUUAUUUUUGUAUUAUAUAUGUAGGUGAUAUUUUAAUUUGAUCCUUCAUUGGCAUAUUCUUUAGAUUUGAUCGCUCA
This is a messenger RNA of Prosopis cineraria, 1375 nucleotides long. Its product is annotated as probable receptor-like serine/threonine-protein kinase At5g57670. The transcript is spliced from 7 exons. The record is from RefSeq and is a predicted model, not a curated record. Gene Ontology annotation, molecular function: ATP binding; protein kinase activity. The coding region runs from base 177 to 1286 and encodes 369 amino acids. Gene Ontology annotation, biological process: protein phosphorylation. NCBI's taxonomy places the organism in Eukaryota, Viridiplantae, Streptophyta, Magnoliopsida, Fabales, Fabaceae.